This is a messenger RNA of Zeugodacus cucurbitae (melon fly), 3084 nucleotides long. RefSeq names its product protein aubergine-like. NCBI's taxonomy places the organism in Eukaryota, Metazoa, Arthropoda, Insecta, Diptera, Tephritidae. The transcript has a single exon. The coding region runs from base 131 to 2809 and encodes 892 amino acids. Gene Ontology annotation, biological process: regulatory ncRNA-mediated gene silencing. The record is from RefSeq and is a predicted model, not a curated record. Gene Ontology annotation, molecular function: piRNA binding; protein binding. Gene Ontology annotation, cellular component: P granule.
CCUCCGAAGUAUAAAGUGUGGCAACUCUUUCUUGAAUGGUGCACUCAUUUGGCGUUCAUUCAUUUAAUAACGGCUUGACUUUGCAUUCGACCAUAUAAAUUUGUAUUAGUUUGAAGUAAAGUUCUGAAAGAUGGAUAAAUUAACGAGUGCUGGUCGCUCCAGAGGGCGAGGACGUGCUACUAAUCCUCAGCAACCUCGAAUUGAUAACCGGAACAGACGAGGUGAGCAAGAAAGUGAAUCAAGUGGUGCUCCAGGACCUACAAGAGGGUUUCCUCAAGCUCCAUCUACAUCUGCAUGGAGUCAGCCAAAUUCAGGAGUGGCUCGUGGUUCAGUCUUGCAACAGCAACCCAGUUGCAGUACUGCACCUAUUCAGCAACGUGUACCUGCACCAGUUAUGCAAGGAAGAGCCACUACACAUCGAGAAAUUGCAAUAGGCGAUGCACCCGUUGUUAGAGAAGAUUCUCGGGGAGCAGUGCGUGGAAAGCGUAUAUUAACCGAAGUUGUAACUUCUCGACCUCCCACAUGUGUCACCAAAACAGGUAAAACUGGCAAAAAGGUUGCUAUUCAGACAAACUACUAUCGUGUUUUGAAGAAACCUCAGUGGUCUAUUCAUCAAUAUCGCGUUGACUUUGCGCCAGACGUGGAUAUGGUGCGCGUAAGACGUGCUUAUUUAGCGCAGCACAAAGAAACAUUUGGAGGAUAUAUUUUCGAUGGAACUAUCUUAUUUUGUACAAAAUAUCUGGAGAAACUACAAAUGGAACUUUUAACGAAGAAUCGAGAAGGUGAAACCAUUCAAAUAAAAAUCAAAUACGUUGGACAGUUGGAAGUAACGGAUGCUCAACAGCUUCAAGUAUUAAAUCUCAUCUUACGUCGCGCUAUGGAGGGCCUACACUUACAACUCGUUGGCCGUAGUUUCUUCGAUCCAAAAGCGAAGCAUUGUCUUAAUGCCUAUUGUCUUGAAUUAUGGCCGGGAUAUCAGACCUCCAUACGCCAACACGAACAAGAUAUCUUGUUAUGUGCUGAAAUAGCGCACAAGGUAAUGCGUACUGAUUCCGUUUAUAAGACUUUACAAGAAUGCCAAAAUAAAACGGAUCCACUUAACGCAUUUAAACGAGAAGUUGUCGGUACUAUUGUCCUUACAGAUUACAAUAAUAAAACAUAUCGUAUAGAUGACGUUGACUUUAAUUCUUCUCCAACGUCAAAAUUCAAAACCAAAGAAGGCGAAAUUUCUUAUAUGGACUAUUACAAGAAGCGCUAUCAUUUGUGCAUAAAAGAUGCAAAACAACCUCUCUUGGUAUCUCGACCUACAGAACGUAAUAUCAGGGGUGGUCAAAAUGAAUUUAUAAUGUUGAUUCCCGAGUUGGCACGUUCGACUGGACUUACUAACGCAAUGAGAAGUAAUUUUAGUUUAAUGAGAGCAAUGAGUGAAUUUACACGUUUGGCACCUGAUAGACGAAUUGAACGUUUGCGGGUAUUUAAUAAUCGUUUGAAUCAAACGAAUGAGAGUGUUGCAGUUUUAAACUCUUGGAGUAUGCGAUUAGAUACAAAUCUCGUCGAAGUUCCAGGCCGUAUUAUACCGCCUUGCCGAAUAGUCUUUGGAGGCAAUGAGCGUUAUGAUUGUAAUGAAUACGCUGAUUGGACAAGAGAAUUUCGGAAUAAAUCAAUGUACAAAAAUGUAGAUAUAAGAAGAUGGUGCGUGAUUGCACUUAAAAGGAAUUUGACUGAAAUUCAGAAUUUCGUUCAAAUGUGCAUACGUGCAGCUAAUGGUAUGCGGAUGCGAAUUGCCGUACCAAUGUACCAACAAAUCAUGGACGAUCGUAAUGGCACUUAUUCACAGGCUAUCAACUCAUCUGUAUCAGAAGAUCCUCAAAUAUUAAUGGUAGUUUUGCCGGCUGUGAAUGAAGAAAAAUACAGCUGCAUUAAGAAAAAAUGUUGUGUUGAUCGUCCAGUUCCUUCGCAGGUUGUAACAAUUCGAACCAUUGCUCCUCGAGGGGACAAAGCUUCUGGAUUGAUGUCUGUCGCAACCAAAGUGGUAAUUCAAAUGAAUGCCAAACUCAUGGGUGCUCCUUGGAUGACAGAAAUUCCUAUAAGUGGUCUAAUGACAGUUGGUUUCGAUGUUUGUCACUCAGGCAAAGAAAAAAAUAAAUCGUAUGGAGCUUUGGUUGCAACGAUGGAUUUAAAGUCGAAACCUCAUUAUUUCUCCGCAGUUUCACAACAUCUGAAAGGUCAAGAACUUUCGAAUGAAAUUGCUUUGAAUAUGACAUUUGCUCUAAAAGCGUAUCGAAACGAACAUGGCACGUUACCAAAAAGAAUCCUAUUCUAUCGGGACGGAGUAGGCGAUGGACAAUUGCACCAAGUAUUUAAUACUGAAGUAAAGUUUUUAAAAGAUAAAUUAGAUGAGAUUUACAAAAAUGCUGGAGAAGCCACACCUUGCCCCAUGGCUUUUAUAGUCGUGUCAAAACGAAUUAAUACACGAUAUUUCAUUAAUGGCAGGAAUCCACCACCAGGAAGCGUGGUUGACGAUGUGAUUACUCUACCUGAGCGAUAUGAUUUCUUUUUAGUAUCACAGUCAGUGCGUCAAGGUACGGUAUCACCUACAAGUUACAAUGUAAUCUAUGACACUAUGGGUCUCGAUGCCGACAAAAUACAAAUGUUAACUUAUAAAAUGACUCACCUUUAUUACAAUUGGAGUGGAACUUGUCGCGUACCUGCAGUAUGCCAAUAUGCACACAAAUUGGCAUUCUUAGUCGCCGAGAGUCUUAAUCGUUUACCAAGUAACGCAUUGGAAAAGCAACUAUAUUUUUUGUAAUGAGUUAAUAUUAUAUUCUAAUGAUUGAAUAAGCUUUAAUUGACAAAAUUUUUGUAUACCUACAUACAUAAGUUAAACUUAAAAAAAUAUUCUUUAUUUGCAUUCCAUAUGUAAACAUACAUACAUAUAUCUAUAUAUACAUACAUUUUUUAUUAUUACUUUUUUGAAUUGCAUUAAUUUUUAUUUUCUUUGUAUAUGGACAUUAAUUUCUUUUAUAUUUACGGAACUGGAAGUUCUUAUUUUGAUAUUAAUAAAAAUGAAUUUUUGACUUUGAA